AUGUCUAACCCGAAAUUUAGAAUCGCUAUCUGCGGAGGAGGGGUAGGUGGUUUGACAUUAGCUGUUGCUUUGUCCCGGCACCAGGAUAUUGCCGUUGACGUGUAUGAAGCCGCGCAGAGCUUUUGUGAGAUUGGGGCUGGUGUUGGUGUCUGGCCCAGGGCAUUCAGGGUCUUACGAAAAUUGGGGCCCGACUUCGAACAGCAACUGCUUCAACGCUGCGGUUACGAAUACACAGAAGAAUAUGUCCCAGCUGUUAGGAGCCGUAAAAGUGAUCAAGCUGUCGGCAUUGAGCUGUUUGACUUGAUGACGAAAGGCAAACUUAUGCGUUUCCAUCGAGCCGACUUCCAUGGCGUACUACUCUCAUUUCUUCCGCCGUCCUGCACAACGCACAACGCCAAGCGACUAAUAUCAUAUACUCAGCCCUUGGAAGACUGUUCAAGAAAUUCACCAAUUACGCUAACAUUCAAGGAUGGAUCGACUGCAAUGUGCGAUAUUCUAAUCGGUGCUGACGGGAUCAAAUCUGCAGUCCGGCCCUGCAUGUUGCGUGAACUGGCUGAGGGCAUGGAUCCCGAUGAAAAGCAGUCCGUGCUAUCUUGCAUGAACCCAAUCUGGAGCGGCGUCACUGCAUAUAGAACACUAGUUUCCGUACAAAAGCUGCGCGCGCGUUGCCCUGACCAUCGUAUCUUAAAGGAGUUUACCCAGUACAUGGGAAAAGAUGCUUACUUCCUUGCAUACCCAAUUUCUCUUGGGCAAUACGUCAACUUUGCGGGUUUCACGCUUGAACGUGAUCUCGUUGACUCGGCGUAUGAACCCGAUACAGACAUCCCUCGUCCGUCGUUCAAAGGGAAGACAAACGACGAGUGGGUUAGUGAACUCACUGCUCAGCAGUUUAUUGAGCCUUUCAAAGACUUGGAAGAGGAUGCACAACACAUUCUCGAGUGUGUAGAAAAGGGCACGCUUUGGGCCGUGCACACCGUAAAAAAUUUACCAUCCACUAAUUUCGGGCGAGUCGCGAUUAUGGGAGAUGCCGCACAUGCAAUGGCGCCGUUCCAAGGCUCCGGUGCUGGCCAGAGUAUCGAGGAUGCUUACUUGCUCAUGACCGUUCUUGGUCACAAAUCUACGACCCUAGAAAUGGUACCUAGGGCCCUCGCCAUCUACGACAAGUUGAGAAGGCCAUUCUCAUCAGAAGUAGCUCGGCGCUCAAUGCGUAGUGGCCAACUAUGCGCGUUUCAGGAGGAUGUCCCUUUGCACGCGCUUGGUGAUACGAUCACCAAAAAUUGGGAGUGGGCAUGGCUGACCGAACUAGAUGAUGCUUUGGAAGAAGCUGUCAGGCUUGUGGAGGACAGUUCGAUCGAUGUCAACUGA
This is a messenger RNA of Suillus subalutaceus, 1365 nucleotides long. RefSeq names its product FAD/NAD(P)-binding domain-containing protein. Gene Ontology annotation, biological process: secondary metabolite biosynthetic process. Lineage: Eukaryota; Fungi; Basidiomycota; Agaricomycetes; Boletales; Suillaceae. Bases 1 to 1365 code for a protein of 454 amino acids. Gene Ontology annotation, molecular function: FAD binding. The transcript has 9 exons. The record is from RefSeq and is a predicted model, not a curated record.